GCAACGCUCACUUGAGCAAGAAGACACACACACUGAGUGAGGCUUUUACUCUCUUGCGCUUCAUUGGCGUGAACACAUUUGAUUCUCUGACUGAUGAUCUUUACUGCAGGGCGUGAUUAGCGAGCUUUUCCCGAGCAUCACGAUAGAGGGUCGCCUCACAUGGGAGUGUGUGACCGCGCGCGUGAGGGUGUGUGUUCAGGCCGCUGGCCAUCACCCGCUCUUCCCGGACAGGCAUGGCGGGGGUCCGAGAGCGCGGCUCCCGUGCACAGAGGCCGUGGUCGGUGUACCGGGCCAGCACAUUUGAGCUGUCCAGCGAGAUGAUCGGCUUGGCUCUCGCAGGAAACAGUCAGGACCCAGAUGAGCCGGUGCUGGAGUUCAGCGUGGCCUGCACUGGGUUGCUGACUCCUGCUGUGGACCGGAAACCCAACAGCUUCGUAGCAGUGAGCUGCACGACACCACCGCAGGCCUUCUGGACCAAACACGCCCAGACCGAAGUCAUCGAGGGCACCAGUAACCCCAUCUUCCUCAGCAGCGUCGCCUUCUUCCAGGAGUCCAACAUCAACCAGCAGACGCAGGUGAAGGUCGCCGUCUACGAUGUCAAGGACCGCUCGCAGGGCACGAUGUACAUGUUGGGCUCUGCUCUUUUUCCUGUUAAAGAGUUGUUGCAGGAGAGGAGCCACAGAUUACAGCUGGAACUGAGAUCAGCAGAGAACCAGCGGGUGGGGAACAUCACCGUCGCUGCCUGGCAGACGGAGGAGAGGGCGGAUCAGAGGAUGUUGGUCGGCCGCCUGCCAGACCGCAUCACCGGACGGACGAUGCUGCCUGUCGACGAAAGCCUCACAGAGUCGAUGGGAGUCCGGAUAAAGUAUGCCUCGCUAUGCAAAGACACUCUGCUGCGCUCAGUGUUCGGGGGCACGAUGUCCCGGAUGUACCGCUUCCCCACCACCGAUGGGAACCACCUACGGGUGCUGGAGCAAAUGGCCGAGAGCGUCCUCUCUUUGAACAUCCCUAGACAGUUUGUCAAACUGCUGCUGGAGGAGGACGCAGCCAGGGUGUGUGAGCUGGAGGAACUGGGAGAGUUAUCGCCCUGCUGGGAGAAUCUGAGGCGACAGAUUGUCUCUCAGUACCAGACAAUAAUACUUGCAUACCAGGAAACGCUGUCAGACCUCAACAACUACCGAGGUCCAUCGUUCAAAGCCAGCAACCUGAAGGCGGAGAGGAAGCUCGAGUUCAUGCCGACCAACCUGCACGUGCAGAGGAUGAGGGUUCAGGACGAGCUGGGCUUCGAACACACGUACGACGUGAUUACCAUCGGGGCUCCAGCGGCUCACUGCCAGGGCUUCAAAAACAGCGGUUUGAGGAAACUCAUUCAGAAGUUUGAGGAGGCAAAGAAACACAGCGCCCUCUCCAGCUCUCAAUCCAUCGUCUACAUACCUCAGGACAUCGUCCGAGCCAAAGAGAUCAUCGCCCACAUCAACACGCUGAAGACUCAAGUCAGCUACUACGCGGAGAGGCUAUCCCGAGCCGCCAAGGACCGAUCGGCCAGCGGAGUGGAGCGGACGCUCGCCAUUCUGGCCGAUAAGACUCGUCAGUUGGUGACGGUGUGCGACUGCAAGCUGCUGGCUUCUGCUAUUCAGGCCCUCAACGCAGCGCGGCCCGAGUACGUCGCCUCCGAGGCAUCUCCUUCCGCUGACUCGGAACAAGUAGUCCUGCGCAAUGACCAGGACACGCUGCUCGCCAAGUGGAGCGGCUCCAACAGCCGAUCCUCGCUGCACGUGGACUGGCAUGAAGAGGAGUGGGAGAAGGUCUGGGUGAACGUGGACAAGUCUCUGGAGUGCAUCAUCCAGCGUGUGGACAAGCUACUUCAGAAGGAGAGGAGGCCCAGCGUCAGCAGUCAGGACAGUACCCAAUCUGACCUGCAGGGCGGCGCCAAUACGAAAGGUGAAGGAAAAAGACGAGCUUUCUGGAUCAACCCAGAAAGUAUGCCACAGGAAUCUCCAUCAUUACCAUCAUCAUCAUCACCACCACCAUCCUCUUCCUCUCUGCCUGCCCUUUCCUCUGCACAGGAAUUUUAUGGGAGCCCCAGUGCUGAGGAGGCCUACCCGGGCGAGUGGAGCGAGGCCUUGUACCCUCUCCUCACCACGCUCACCGAGUGCGUUGCCAUGAUGAGCGACAAGGCCAAGAAGUCCAUGGUGUUCCUGCUGAUGCAGGACAGCGCCCCCACGAUAGCCAUGGACCUGUCGCUGCAGUACCGCCGCGAUGUCGUCUUCUGCCAGACGCUCACCGCUCUAAUCUGUGGCUUCAUUAUCAAACUGAGGAACUGUCUCCGUGACAACGGAUUCCUCCGACAGCUGUACACCAUCGGCCUGCUGGCUCAGUUUGAGUCCCUGCUCAGCACCUACGGUGAGGAGCUGGCCAUGCUGGAGGACAUGAGUGUCGGCAUCAUGGAUCUCCGCAACGUCACCUUUAAGGUGACCCAGGCCACCGGCAGCUCCGCCCCCGACAUGUUGCCGAUCAUCACGGGGAACCGGGACGGCUUCAACGUCCGCAUCCCGCUGCCGGGAACCAUGUUCGAUGCGCUGCCGCGGGAGAUCCAGAGCGGCAUGCUGCUGAGGGUGCAGCCGGUACACUUCAACGUGGGCAUCAACGAGCAGCAGACGCUAGCGGAGAAGUUUGGAGACACGUCCCUGCAGGAGAUCAUCAACUUGGAGAGUCUCUCCAGGCUAAAUUCGUAUUACGAGCAGUUCAAAGAAGUCCUGCCUGAGGACUGUCUCCCAAGGUCUCGUUCUCAGACUUGUCUCCCUGAGCUGCUGAGGUUUCUGGGGCAGAACGUCCACGCCAGGAAAAACAAGAACGUGGAUGUCCUCUGGCAGUCAGCCGAGAUCUGCCGGCGACUGAACGGGGUUCGCUUCACCAGCUGCAAAAGCGCCAAAGACCGCACGGCCAUGUCGGUGACCCUGGAGCAGUGCCUGAUCCUGCAGCACGAGCAUGGCAUGGCGCCGCAGGUCUUCACGCAGGCCCUCGACUGCAUGCGCAGAAUUGGGACGAGGGAGGGGGUGAUACAGAAGAACCUGAGCGGCUUGCUUCCGGUGCGUGACUUCCGAUUGGACCCCAGCCUCCUGUACUCGCUGCCCCUGCUGGCCCUCAGCCCGAACCUCCUGGUGGUGUGGAUCUUCCUCAGCAUGGCCUAUUUCCUGGCCAAGCUCCGCUGCAGCUGAACGGGCCUCGGAGCCGCUCUCUCUUCUGGCUGCAGACGUAUAUGUGGAGGCAUUGGGAAGCUCCUCGCUGACUCCUGAGGGUGCAGCAAAACCCCACCUCCCUUGUUUUUGUUUUAUUUUGUUUGUAAGCACUUCCUGUUUGGUGUUUUUCCUUUUUAUUGAGCUGCAAAAAGGUACAUGUGUUGAUAUGGAAAAAUAACAACACAGACGUUAUGGUGCACUCUUUGAGACAGUUCAUGACGUUCACACUAUAAGCCAGAUGAAUCUGAACCACGUUCGUGUUUUCAAGAUGAAAUCUGUUCCUCUUCCGUCUUCAUUGACGUACUUUCUGUUCCUGUUGUCAGACAAGCAAACAAGCUUAAAUUGUGUCACUGAAAUGCCAUUAAAUCUAAACGUUAUGAUCAGAAAGUGGUCCAACUAAACGUAACUUAAUGACCGCACCUGUGUGUUGUCAUUUGCCAUAUUGACAUUUAAAAUGAGUGACCAGAGAGAGGUCAGAGGUGAUUACAUGUUUUAAAGGUCACACAGACCGCAGCCUCGAUUGAGCAGCGACUCAUUCUCCAUGUCUUUACCCCCGUGUGAGACUAUUUAUGUCCAUUUCUGGGUGAGAAAAGCUGCUUAAUGUUUAUGCUGUGUUGUCCCAGACGGUUCUAUAACGUCAAGGUGGCGCUUCCAGAGGUCCCCCCCCCCUACCCCCCCCAAUGGUUUUAAAAGGUGCAUUCGCAUCUAAAUCUCUCUGAUACCUAUGUGGUGGAUUGCGCCCUCUACUGGACAGAUCUAAGGUCUGUGUGACUGUCAGCGACCGCUCUGCCUUAUUCUUCAUCCACUGACGACAAAACACAAAAGGGCCAGUUUGUUGUGAAUAUGUAUAAAAGAAACAUGCCGAUUUAUAUAUAAAUAUUGCUUUCAGGAAAGAGUUAUUGUUGAUGCUAACUAUUAUAAUGGAAAUCUAUUUAUCUUUGUUUGUGCAAUUUGUUUGGUUUAUCAUUGUCUUCCAUGUGCUUUUUGCACCCCUCAAACGAAAGCUUUUAUUUUAAGUUAGGUUAUACAUAUAUAGCUUUAAUGAGUCGAGUGAAGUAACUGAUUUUAUUUAUAACGAAUGAGGAAUGUAGCAUUGUGCCAAAAUGCAUCACUAGGCUUUUAACGAAUUAAUCCAGGUUUGUUGAAUUAUUAUACAACUUCUUUACACGUUGGAAACCGGCUGUGUAGAAAUCGAUAUAUUCGCCUGUGAAGCUGAAGGAGAGCAUCGGCCUCCUCUCCAGAGUUUCUAGGCUGCGUCUCAUUAAUAUCGACCCAGGAAGGGAAGGAAUCGGACCAUAAAUAGCCUCCUUUGGGAGCGUGGCCCCCUCUCGUGACCCCUGAACUCGCCAAUCCGCCAGCGAUGAGUCUUUUCUUCCCAGUGAGGGAUUCAAUAUCUCUGACUUCUCAAACCAGUUUGCAGUGCUUGUUUUUGUGUUUAUCGUCCAGUAGAAACACACUAAAAAAUAAUAUUUCCUAAAAAAAAAAUGUAAAAAAUUUAUUGAAAAAGAACAUUUCCUAAAAAAAAAAAAAAAGGUUAUUUUUAACCUUUUUUAUUUCAGGAAAUGUGUGUAUCUCGUCGCUCCAGUUUAGAUCUACCUCUGUGAGACAAGUUAUACGUUAGAGUUGAAUAUAAAGAAGUAGAUAUUAAUAUAUGAAUACAUCCAAUAUAGAAAUAUGUAAUUACAUAAUUGCUUAGCAGCAGGGAUGUGAAAGAAUGGGAACUAUUUUAUGUAAAAUAUAUAAAACUUUGUUUUAAAAUGAAGUAAUAUGUUAAAUUUCUAAUAUAAUUAUCCUUAAUUCAAUACUUAUACAUAUGUGUAACUACACUAAAGUGCUUCCUUAGAUUUGAAUUAAAAUCACUGAUGGAUAAAACAUAUUUUUCUUUUCCUUGUUUAUUCUUAAGAAUCCAGAUGUAUCAGAGAAUAUAUUUGUAUUGCUGUACAUAAGUUGUAUUUGUUUGCUAUAUCUUAAAUGAAUCCAAAACAGAUUUUUUUAAUAUAUAUAUAUAUAUAUAUUUAUUUAUUUUUCCUUGUGCCAUCACCGCCACGCUGUCACUUUAUAUCACAGUUCAGUUUGUCUUGUUUAAAAUGCAGAUGUAUUUGUUUUUGUGUGUAAUUACUGUUGAUUUAAUUUACUUUUCAUACUGAGAUGACAACAAUUUGCACUUCCCCUAAACCGCAUGUUUACAAUAUAAAUCAUAUUGUGUGAACAGGUAUUUAUGUUCAUUGAGAAUAAUUAAUUACCUAAAGCUGUUUUAUUAUGUCAUUAUUGUCAAAGUGGAAUGUAUUCGUUUUUUAUUCUAAAAUCUGGCUUUUUGCUGUCAAAAGUAAUCAGUUUGAUCCCGAUUCGAUCAAUUAGCAGUCGGUGCGUCUUCUCUGAGACUGGAGCGAAAACCUCCAGUCAGUGUGUCCCUGAACGCCACACCCUGCUGUAAUAAACGUCCAGUCAGUGUGUCCCUGAACGCCACACCCCGCCGUAAUAAACGUCCUGUGCCUCCGGCUGCAGAAUUAA
This is a messenger RNA of Cyclopterus lumpus (lumpfish), 5750 nucleotides long. Its product is annotated as inositol polyphosphate-4-phosphatase type I A-like. The transcript has 25 exons. The record is from RefSeq and is a predicted model, not a curated record. Gene Ontology annotation, cellular component: cytoplasm. Bases 234 to 3218 code for a protein of 994 amino acids. Gene Ontology annotation, molecular function: phosphatidylinositol-3,4-bisphosphate 4-phosphatase activity. Lineage: Eukaryota; Metazoa; Chordata; Actinopteri; Perciformes; Cyclopteridae.